This is a messenger RNA of Pangasianodon hypophthalmus (striped catfish), 5520 nucleotides long. RefSeq lists its product as uncharacterized. Bases 1506 to 2885 code for a protein of 459 amino acids. The record is from RefSeq and is a predicted model, not a curated record. The transcript has 8 exons. NCBI's taxonomy places the organism in Eukaryota, Metazoa, Chordata, Actinopteri, Siluriformes, Pangasiidae.
UUUAAACUGCUUUUUACCAUCUGCCUGCAUUUCCUUACCAUCUGAAAGUAAGGCAGAAGGGUAGAAGGGGCUCUUAGUGGGGCAGCAGAAAAUUAUUUGAUCUAUUGUCGGUAGAUUGCAAGUUCAAAUCUCGAUGAUGCCAUAGCCAUGCGUGGCCGCGAGUCUAGAGAGCAAAAUUGGUCGUGCUCUCUGGGUGGGUGGGAUGAUGUGCUCUCUCUCUCCACUGUCAAUCAGAGUGAGACUAGGCAAUCGUGGGCAUCUGUGAGCUCUUAUAUGAGGAAGAGGAUAGAUAGCACUUUCCUCUGAAUGUGUUAUACAGCACUGUUCAAAAAGAAUUCAAAAAGAUGUGAUUGGCUGGCUUCACGUGUCUCGGAGGAAGCAUGUGUUAGACCGCACCCUACCCAGUUGGUGGUAGUUGUAUGAUAGGGGAGAGUUGGCUGGUGGGUGGGAAUUGACAGAUGACCAAAUUGGCGAGAAAAUGGGGGGAAAACCACUCGCAUACUGAAGAAGACAUGUAAAUUAGUGACGUAUCACUGUGUCACUAUCAUAGGUCACUGUUUCGCUGCAGGUUGGAGGAUUCUUGUCAAAUGUCUUGAAAAUCCCAAGGCAUUAAUCAUAAGGAGAAUGGCUAACAAAAAAAAGAAAGAAGAAAACAAAAUGUAGUAAGGUUACACAGAUCUUGGUUCAUUUGGAAUUAGGAGACUGGUGAAGGUUUUUUUUUUGUGUGUGUCUAUAAUGCAGGUUCGAUUGCCACCUAAAAUUUUGUUGACUUCCAUUCAAAAGGAUGAAUUUUUACCUCACUGAGAUCUACAGUUCUAAGGAGAAUCUCAGGCUAUUUAUAUAUUUCAGGAACCUGAAGUCAGAAGAGAUGUUUUGGUUGUCUGGGGAAACCAUUAAUAAUUAAACCUCCAACAACAAACUGCACGUCUGUGCUUAUCGGACAGGUUAUAUUCACCUCUUGGUGGACGCUCUGUAAGGUAAAAAUAUUUCAGUGUAUCUCAGUAUGUAAUGUAAAUAUAGAAGUGUGCUAAAACGUACUGGACUUUAAUUGGGUAUGUUUUAAUGACUUUGUUGUUUGUUUUGAGGUGUCACCUUUAUUUGGUGAAGUAAUAAUUAGAUUUAAGUUAGGCAUUCGAAGUUAGUGUGGUGUUCUGCUCUGCAGUGUAAAUAACAGAUAUAAUAGAGGGACAAUAAUAGAUGGGACAAUAUUUUCUUGACCAAUACAUUCAAUCAUUUUAUAUAUGCCUUAAUCAAAAGUAUUAUCAGAGGCAGGUUGGGUGAAUUCUGGUGUUUCUGGGAUUUCUGAUGUCUUUUCUUGCAAAAAAACAACAGAACGUUCUUACCUGGUAUUACCUUGGUUUCAAAAAUCCUUCACAUUUUCCAUCUCAAGUUCCAUCUCAUUUCUGCACACCUCCAGGUCAGACAUUAUUUUAUAGCAAGGAUCCUCACCAAUAAGUAGAUGUUGCGAUCAACAAAACUGGCCAGAGUGACCUAAAGGCUUUUAAAUGGCUCUCACUGUAAAUGUGGGCGCGUCAUUGCCUCAUCCUUCUUUUGGAGAGAAUCUCUCCAGGUUAUCAAACAUCCCAUUUUGGGGUGGAUAUCAGACAGAUGAGAAGCCUUAUGAGACGACUUUCCGACAAGAUUUCAAAUCAUUUGCCUCCUUAAUAAAAAGAGCCGCUAUUCAUCACCCCUCUCUGGCGAAAGUAGAACACAAGGAUCUUCAGCACAUCAGGGAGUACGAGACAGAAGUUGCCAGCUCCUUCACGCCUCAUCGUCUUUCACCUCUCAGCCGGAUCCCAGCAUGGACCAAACUUACCACCAACCUGAAAAUGCAUUCAGACCAGAGAUACAAAGAGUUCCACACCACACAGGCUGAGAGUUUCCAGCAUCUUCCCAUGCUGUCAGCUGUGCCCAGGCCUGUUCAUUUAUUCUUGGCUGCCAGUAUGAAGCAGGGAGAUGACAAACUUCCUGAAACCACUCAGAGAGCGUCGUAUGUCUCGCACAAGGUCUCGCCGGUUGUUAGAGCAGAUAGAAAGCACCAAGAUGCAGCACCAGGAAUCACAGGAGACAGAAAACGCUCAUUCUUCAGCUCCUCUUAUAAUGAUGCCUUCCAGUAUAGAUGGUCCACUCCUCCACCAACCACUGAGACGCAAUUCCACUCUUCCUUGGUAAUGGGAGACAAGGACAAAAUAUCAGAAAGUGAAACAACUCAUUCAGCCUCAUUCCAUUAUACAGGUGCCCAGAGCCCUGUAUUGCUAAAGAAGCGUCUGCAUGUCAAUCUUGGAGAUCUUCGAGAUCACGAAUGGACCACAACUACAUCUGAAGCUUUUAAUGCAAUCAAGCCUGAACAAGUUCAUAUACAAUUAGGAAAUGUGACUCUGAGCUCAAUUCCUAGAGGAGACACGGACACAAAGCGCAACCAAGAGCGAUCAACAACUACAACCAACCGAGUCUUCUUCUCAGAGGAAAACCACAAACAUUUCCCAGUUCGCAUGGACAACCCUAGCCUAAGGACCAAGAGUAAUGUUGAGUUUGGGAGGCUCAGUAUGGCAGGAAUGUUUUACAGCACCACAGCUCAGGAAAGCUAUCCACAUAAAUAUGCGAUUCGAGUCAAGCCUCGGAUUUAUCCGUCUGGUCGAGUGCUGGCAGAUCAAGAGCCUGGUCCAGCUGUUACUACUGUACAAAGUGACUAUGUUCCACUAAACACUAGAAGACGUAUUUUAAAUCCUGAGCAGCUAUAUCAGAUUAAAGCCAGUCACAUCAGGCCUCCUAACAGUGAAUUUUACUUCACAACAACCCACAAAGAAGCUUUUUCACUUAAGCCUAAAUCCAAGGUCUCUUUGGACAACCCACCAAGACAGCAUUUCAGCCACAUGCAAUUUUGAAAUAAAUUAUUAAAUAAAUAAAUAAAUAAAUACCCCACACGCAAUAUAUUAUGGAGAUAUGUCCUCCCAUGCUGUUAUAUUAGUUAAAAUGCACUUCACAGUGCUGUUGAAUCCUAGUUUCUGACUGUUAAGAAGGUGUUGAUGUUAAUAUUCUAUAACAGCAGCUCUGAUAGUAGUUCUGGCUGCAAGGUUUAUAUUAAUGCACUCAUUCUGAAAGAACGAAUUCUAUGGCGGACGCUCCACAUCUAAACAGAUUUUUAAUCAUCGAUAUAAUGAAGCUUUUUGUAAGGACACAUUUAUUUAGCAUUUUUGGAAGGUGUCCCCAGCGUCAGCAUAGAACCUUUUGGGCAUACGUAAGUAAAAACAUAUAUUUUUGGUGCAAAUACAAGACCGCUUAUCACCCAAAGAACACCAUGACCACAGUGAAGCAUGGUGGUGGCAGCAUCAUGCAUUGUGGCUGCUUCUCUUCGGCUUGGCAAAAAAAAAACAAAAAAAAAACUGCAGGGCUCUGUUAGACAACUGAAGAUGAAGAAAAAUGUCACCUUCCAGGAUGAUAAAGACCCAAAGAACAAAUCCAAGUCAAUAAAGGAAUGGCUUCAGAAGAAGAAGAUCACCGUUUUGGAAUGGCCCAAUCAGAGGGUAGAUCUAAAUCCUAUCAAAAACCUGUGAAGUGAUUUGAAGAAAGCUAUGCACAGGAGAUGUCCUCACAAUUGGGGCAUUUUUGCAAGAAAAAGUGAGAUAAAAUUGCCAAAUCAAGAGGUGCUAAGUUGGUAGACACUUACGUAAAAAGCUUGAGUGCUGUAUUACAACUAAAAUGUGCUUUAACAAAGUAUUAGUUAAGGGUUGUCCACACUUACACAAUCAGGUUACUGGAGGUAUUUUUCCCAAAACAUUUCAAUUUUUUUUUUCACUUGAAUCCUCCUGGUUGUUAUAUCACAUUAAAGGUGGAAAAAAAAACAAUCAAUGGUUUCAUUUUUUUACAUCACAAAAACCUGCCAUUUUAGCAGGGAUGUAGACUUUUCAUAUCCACUGUACGUACAUAUAACUGGAAGCUGUUUUGAAACUUGCUGUGAAAUCAUUUAUGUCAGAGAUCAGAGCUUGUUGAUAGCAGCAGAUGGUUCAAGCAGAGACAGUAAACAUUAACAGUAUUGUAGUUUAUAUGAGUUUUGAACUAAUAUGCUGAAUGAAUCUUGUAUACGCAGGUCGUGACAUGCAGACAUGGUAUGUCAAAAUUUAAACAUGUAGCUUCAUAAUACAGACAGUUCUGUACACUGCUAUGUGGAGACAAAAUUAUUUGCUGGGGCCCAUCAACCCCCUGUUUCUACUGAACCGUUUGCCGCCCAGUCUCUUGGGACAUUCCUGUUGAUUUUCCUCUACACAAACAGUGAAUCGUUUGCUCCUAGGACAGUCAUAUAACCUUGAACUUGGAUAGAUUUUGUUUUACAAACUAUCAUUGUUGACCAAAACUGUAUCAGCUUUCUUUAGCCUGACAUCACCUCUAAGGGCAAAUAAGAUUCAUUUUCACUUUGUUUUGUGUUUAGUGAUUACAUUGCCUAAUUAACAUUAUACCUUACCAAAACAUGAAGAGCAAAAGUCUGUGAACUUUCAACAAAUAACAAGCUUACCAACAACUACUCUAUUAAGCAAUAGUUCUAGAAGUAGACUAUGUAUUUGCAAAUCUUUUCUUUAAUCAGUGAUAACAUCAAGGCUAUGAAUAUGUAUGGAAAUGUGGUCACGUGGUAUAGAAGAUCUGAAUUGUCUCAAGAAAAUCUGUGAUGGUGAUGAUGUUGAUGAUGAUGAUUAAACAUCCAUCAUCAUCAUCAUCAUCAUUAAAGUGAUGAAACGACUUCGUUUAAUCAACGAAACACAGACAGUCUAGCCGAUGAUUUUGGAACCUGUAUGGAUUUCCAGGCAUCCCAAGAAAUCAAGGAGAUAUUUUUGAGUGAAUUUGUGUAAAUGCUAACUUGUGUAACAGUAAGAGAAGUGGAGCAGGGAAAGGUGCUCGCAGCAGCUGUGAUGAAAAGCACACUGUACCUGAUCCAGAGGAGGAGCAGAAACACUACAGUGGCACUUCUUCAGUAAGAUGAUACCCUUUAUUAAGCUCAUCUAGCUGCACUAUUUGGUCAAAAGUAUGUGGACACCUGACCAUCACACCCACAUGUGGUUCUUCCCCAAACCUGUUCCAGCAUGACAAUGCCCCUGUGUGCAGCUUCUAAACAUCUGUCCUUUAGAUAAAAGUGACUUUAUCUUAAUUUACAUUAAUCACACUUUUUUAAAUCACCUGAUAACAUUAAUUAUGCCGUAAAUAAGCAUUUUUUUAAUUUUAGCAUUUAUUUAUUGAUUAUUAAAAAAAAAGCAACAUAUUUAAGCGCUUACCUCUUCCUGUUUUAAAAUAAUAAACUGGAAAAAACUGGAAAACAACAAUAAAAAAGACUCGAUUAGUGAAUUCACCCAUUUAUUUCCUUGGAAAUGAUUUGGUUCGGGUGAUUACAGCAGCGGAGAGGGGGCGUGGUCUAGGUGGUGGACGGCACGACAGGGGGCGUGGUCUUGUUGGUGGAUGACGCGGAGAGGGGCGUGGUCUUAUUGGUGGACUGCGCAGAGAGGGGGGCGUGGUCAUAUUGGUUUACUGCGCGGA